Messenger RNA from Stegodyphus dumicola, 856 nucleotides. RefSeq lists its product as uncharacterized. The record is from RefSeq and is a predicted model, not a curated record. Lineage: Eukaryota; Metazoa; Arthropoda; Arachnida; Araneae; Eresidae.
AUGUCAGAAGCGGGCCGUAAAGUUACAACAGAUCAUCACUUGAAUGAAUCUGAACAGUCUAGCCUUGUCGAAAUAGAAGAAAUCUCUACCAUUGUUCAUCAAAGUAAAAAGGAGAAGAAAGAAAAACUCAUUGUCAGGAGUUCAGCGACUAACGAGAACAGUUAUUAUAAGAAAAAAGAAAAACAUAAUUUGGCUACAUUGCAAGUCAAGAAUUCAUCACUUAACAGCACUGUAAUAGAAGAACCACCACUUUUGACAUCCAACGAUUUCAAGAAAGUUAAAGGGGAUAAUAAUCUACAAGAAGAAAAAUGUGAAAGACGACAGCAAGUUUUAUCUGUUGGACCAAAUGGCUGUUUGCAAAACGUACAUGUAUCAGAUUUCAUAAAAGAUGCUGAACUUCCUACGCAGCAACAUAAAAUAAGUUCUCAAACUAUAAAUUGCUCUUUUCCUGCAGUGAACUCGUACAAUGAAAAACAAAGAAUAAAGGUCACUAAAUAUCGCAAAACAGCCACAUUUAAAGACACUUUUAGGCAGCUGUGCUUAUUUAAUGUGAAAAAAGCACUGUCUAUUAAAGUACCUGAAGCAAGUAAACAAAGUGAGGUAUUUCAAGAAUAUUUACCUAAGAAGUUUGUGACUUUUUCGGAAGUGAGGAGAAAAGAACGCAAGUCAGAAAAAGUGAAUUCUGGUUGGAUAUUCAAGCACAGUCCCAAAAUGUUAUGCCUCCGCAGAAAAGAUUUUCUUUGGUGACCUGAGAAAGCUUUAAUUGUUCGAAUAAAACCUAAACCUUGUGCGUAAUUUAAGUAUCCCACUAACAUCCGCGGUCAGGCGGUGAAUCCGCUGAAUACUGGUAAUUCGA